Molecule: messenger RNA, 1036 nt
Organism: Lobosporangium transversale
Lineage: Eukaryota; Fungi; Mortierellomycota; Mortierellomycetes; Mortierellales; Mortierellaceae
Exons: 2
Coding region: 181-1020 (279 amino acids)
Cellular component (GO): nucleus
Source: RefSeq, a predicted model, not a curated record
CCAUCGACUCUUUUGAUAAACCCCCUAUUCAUAGACGAUGAUUACUCUGGACUCCCCUCCGCCAACGGGUAUGAUGCUGGGCUCUAUUCCCAGAAUUUGCAAUCCACCAGCCCAUACAGUUCACGAUCGCCCGUGAGCGCCUCUUCGUACGCACGCUCAGGAUAUUACAACUCGAACCAAAUGAUCGCUCCUCACGUGCCCACAUACUCACAGCCAGAUCUUGGAGCACCAUCUGCCUAUGCUCUGACGACAGCAACAACAACAACAACAACAGCAACUAAUCACAAUACCAACUACAUCCCCAAUCAUCCACAGGCCGUUGCGCCCUCAUCCUAUAUGCCACAGCCUCACCCGAGCACAAGCCUGAGUGCUGGCCUUCCCCUCAGCAGCUAUAAUCCCUAUGCCAGUCUACUCAACAAGGCCAACCUCAAGUUCACUGGGAACAUGGACGACAUGGCCAUCAACUGGUCUGCAGAAGAGUGGGAAUCACAUCGCCGCCUGGUCCAAUUCUGGAGACGACAGGAUGGCAAUGACAUCCAUUGCACAUUCGCACCCGUGGCCCCUGCUGACCGUCAGCCCAACAGCAUUGUGAUCUCUUGCAUUUACUGGGCAGAGAAGAACGAUUGCUUCUUGACUUCGGUCGAUUGUAUCUACUUGCUCGAGUCUCUGAUUGCGGUCCGCUUCACGGUCGAGGAAAAGAACCGGAUCCGUCGUAAUCUCGAGGGCUUCCGACCCAUCACAGUUUCCAAAUGCAAACCCGAGAGUGCCGAGUUCUUCAAGCUCAUCAUGUCUUUCCCAAACCCGAAGCCUAGGAACAUUGAGAAGGACGUCAAGGUGUUCCCGUGGAAGGUUUUGCCCUAUGCGCUCAAGAAGAUCAUCAGCAAGUACACGGCAUCGUAUAGUUCAACCGCCAGUAUCCAGACGGAUGCUUUCCAUAACGCCAAUUUCCCUCAUGGUUCAACGUUGCCAAUGACUCCGCAGCAGCAAAGUGUGAUUGAAUCAUCAAGCAUCAUUGCGUAACUUUAUUAUCUUUUUU